This is a messenger RNA of Tribolium madens (black flour beetle), 3731 nucleotides long. RefSeq names its product AT-rich interactive domain-containing protein 5B-like. Gene Ontology annotation, cellular component: nucleus. The transcript is spliced from 10 exons. Gene Ontology annotation, biological process: proteolysis; regulation of transcription by RNA polymerase II. Bases 129 to 3722 code for a protein of 1197 amino acids. Lineage: Eukaryota; Metazoa; Arthropoda; Insecta; Coleoptera; Tenebrionidae. The record is from RefSeq and is a predicted model, not a curated record. Gene Ontology annotation, molecular function: transcription cis-regulatory region binding; serine-type endopeptidase activity.
ACGGCGGAAUAAAGCGACUUUUUACGAGCGCAGCUCUGUAUCGUGACGUCAUAUAAUUAGAGUAAAUACAAAGUAGACGAUGGUGUCAGCGUGUUGUUUGUAGUGCUCUGUGAUUAAUAGAAAAAAAAAUGGAUAAUGCUGAUAUACAGUUGGUGGGGGGGCCCUGUGGCCAACAUGGACCGUAUACGUUUUACAAGGCUUUUAAAUAUACGAAAAACGGUAUUAAAAGAAUAGUGACUUUGAGUGAAUUUUUCUUUGUUAAAUUGUGGAUUGACUCGGAUUUAUUGUGCAUUGGUGAAUUGCAGUUGUUAUGGAGUGAUAAAAAUAGUGACCAAGUGUUGGCGAGUUUACGUCUUUAUUUUCUUCCAGAGAAUACACCGGAAGGUCGGAUGGACCAUGGAGAGGACGAAGUGCUGGCCAUUUCAGAAAAAGUCGUCCUGCGAGUGGAAGAUUUAAUAACUUGGAUCACAGUAGAUGCAGAAUGGACGUGGGGUAGAUUAGCCAAGUGCGAAAAAGACGUAAAAGAUCCGCCAAAAAGCGAGGAUAACAAAAACAACAUCGGAUCGCUUACUGAAAGCUCCUUGGACUUUUCAGAUGUGGAAAAGGAAAGAAAAGCUUCAGACUGCAAUUCUGAGCACUCCGGACCUCCGGUGGUGAUCCUGAGUUACCCUCGCUAUUGCAGAUACCGCGCAAUGAUGAGAAGAUUAGAAGGUGUCGAGAACGAAUACCUCAAAUACAAAAUCGUAAACGCUUUGGGAGGCUUCACAGCUUACACUAAAAACACUAGAGUCCUGUUUUGUAAGGACACUUUCGAUUAUCCCGAAUUAGAAGGUCACGAAUUACUUUGCAACCAUCUCGCCCCCAAACUCAAGGGAAGGCCCAGAGGCAAACGGAAAAAACGAAGUGUUUCGCCGGGAUCAGAGAGCAACGAAUCAGAGUCUUCAGUAUCAAAUGUGUUCAAUUCAUCAAAGGAUAAUGGUGCUACUGAAGGUGGCAAAAACGGACUACGCUGUGACAACACUCACCUCAGACGCAGCACAAGAGCUAUAGAAAGUAGCGAAAGCAAAGAAUUUAUUAAAGAAUUGACUAUUUUUAUGAAAACAAACUACACGCCUAUAGGAAAAAUUCCUUCGUUAGGGUACAAAGAACUCGAUUUGUAUUCUUUCUAUACCAAGGUACAGAAGUUAGGAGGCUACGAUUCGGUCACCGCAAAUCGACUUUGGAAGUCUAUUUUUGAUGACAUGAGUGGUCACGCUAAUAGCACAAGUGCUGCUACGGUCAUAAGAAGACACUACGAAAGGUUUCUGUUGCCGUAUGAGCGCCAUGUGAAAGGUGAAGAGUACAAGCCAUUGCCAAUUUCAGAAAGACGAAGACUGAAAAGUAAAACUGGAAGCAGCACCAGCGAUGCCGAAACAAGCGAAAGCACAUCGAGGAGUGGUAACAGCACUCCAGUUCCGCAAGGAUCAACACCGGUUACGCCAACCACUCCAACUGAAAACAAGGAAUUUAAUAUACAAGGGAAGACGUCGUCCUUAAGGAGUGUGCGUGUUAAACCGGAAAGACAGAAAGACAAACAAAUUAGUGACAAAUUGAACAUACAAAACAAUAAUAACGAAAUUAAAACCGAAGACGAAUCCGAGGUGAAAAGUGAGGUUGUGGCUGUCAAAGCUGAAGAAACAGUGCCAGAAAAAGACGUUGAACCGUUAACUUCAGCAGUGGCGCCAAUUGCACAAAAACUAAAUCCGGAAAAAUCUCAUUCGCCAGUCGAAGGUAAAGAAAACAUCCCUAUCAAAACGGGGGAUACUCCGAGCAAAAGUCCAGAAGUCAUCGAGGUGCCAUACAAACCUAAAACUCCAGAAGUCAUCGAUCUUGAAGCCGACUCUUACACCAAAACCACCCUCCACCAACCAUUCCUCCACGAAGUCAAGAAACGUAAAUUAGAUAUUUUGAAAGAAGGAGGUCUUGAAGUGACACCUGUUCGAAGUUUCGCUCCGCCCACUUCAACUAAAGAGAUCCGACCGUCGGUUAUACAAACAACCGGAGCUCAAAUAGUACACAAACCAAUCAAAAAUGACAUGCCACCUCCGCCACCAAAACGGCCACAAAUUGCAGUCCCACAAGCCCUUAGUAUAAGUCACGUUAAAGUCGAUCAAAAGCCACCCCCGAAACCAUUCCCAUAUGUUAACGGGAACGUCCCCCCGAAAGUCCUACAAUCGAAAUCGAUUUAUUCAUAUUCGGAAAAAACGGUCUACGGCAACCCCAAAGAUUUAAUGCCGACAACCCACCCUGUCCAUACUCCUAAAUUCAUCGGUACACGAAACGGCGGAGACAUCCUCGAUUUAACAGUGACAAGUCCCCAAAAACCUAUAGUCGAAAUUAUGAAAAUACCAACCCCCACACCACAACCCCCAUCUUUCACAUCCCCUUCGAAAGUUCCGUACAAACCAACCCCAACGCCACCAAUGCUCGACGGUCGCCGUUUAGGUUCGAAUCUAGAAAUAACGUUAGUUGGGUCAAACAAACAACCAAGUGUUCAUAACCAGUCCUCGAAAUACCUACCCCCGCCAUCUCUCACAAAUUACCACAGUAUGAGUAGAUAUCCCCAGAAAAGGAUAUCAUCUGAUCAUUACAGCAACCACAAAAUUCCCCGAAUCGAGGAAAACGGUAAAUAUGGUAAACUCCCUCAGCCAAUCACGCCGGUUCCUGUUUUAUCGACUCGUGAAAACAAGUCGAUGGAACUGAGCGUUCCUCAUCCAUAUGGCCCGAGGAACCAUCAACCAAUCAUAAGCGAGGCUAAGAUACCCCCUCAAAUGCCGCCGGUGUCAAACUCGAAACAUAUACCUCCUCCGAGUCCUGCGUUUCCUUAUUUAUCUCAUUUGUAUGAGAGUAAUAAGAAUGUUCCUCCCUAUAUGCUUUUGGACCCGAUUUAUUAUACAGCAGCCAUGCAGAGUUUAUAUUCGCAUAGUCCGUUGAGUGCAACUCAUCCGGUGUCACCGUUUCCGUCGACGGAACAAUUGAAGUUUUACACGGAUUUGAUGGCGCACAAUUCGCGCUUAAAUUUUCCGUUUCCUAUUGGUUCAGAUGGGAAUCCUUCCAUUCUUAAUAAUAACAGUUUGAAAAAGCCUUCUUCACCUAAUUUAUUACAAGUAGUGACAAAGGAAGAAAUUUUAAAUAAAAAGACUGCAACAUCUCUUUAUAGCAACGUAACGAAAAUAAUUAAACAUGAGGGUUACUACUCCGGGGCCCUUUACAAUGACAUUGCUUUACUUAUUUUAGAAUCUGCCAUUGCAAGCAGCAACCCCGUUUGUUUACCAAAUUUUAAUCAAAAUUUUAAUGGUCACAAAUGUACUGCUGUUGGUUGGAGUGGAACGCAUCGUCAACGAAUAAGAAAACUGAAAAAAGUCGAACUACCGAUAGUAGAAACCAACAAAUGCGAAAAACUUCUCAGAAAUACAACUUUAGGUCACAGUUUUCAUAUACAUCCGUCAUUUAUAUGUGCUGGAGGUGAGGAGGGCAAAGAUACGUGUCAGGGAGAUGGAGGUGGUCCUUUGAUGUGUAAAGUUAAUAAUCACUUUGUGCAAGUGGGGAUUGUUUCAUGGGGAUUACCUGUCUGUGGACAGAAAGAUGUGCCAAGUUUGUACACCAAUGUUGCGAGUUUGAUUAAUUGGGUUAAACAGAAGUUGGAGGCAGAAAAUAUUCAUAUUUCUCAUUAUGAUCAAUAAAGAAACUCA